AUGUCGACCUCUUCGAGCAAACAACAUGCCCGCCAUAGUUCCAACUUCUCAAAGGGCCGACCAGCUCCGAUGCCCAGCUCCCCCUUUAAGGCAUCUCACAGUGAUCAGGGCAUCGAAGAGAGCAGUCCUUUGGCCGUUUCCGACCGUCCCUGGAUCGAACGCCCUCGAGCCAGCUCUACGUCCAGCCAAGCCGCAGAGAAAACUCCUGCGAGGUCUUUCUACGUCCGUUCAUUUCAUGGCCAGCUAGACCCAGCUCAGUAUUCUUCGUCCGCUGGCCUACGAGACCAGACUGCAGAGCUUGCUGCCUUUGCUCUCUCCGAGACCACCUCUCACCUUGGAACCUCCCCGCCGUCUUCCUCAGCCGCUUCUGACGAUGGUUACCCCGAAGUCAUCGAAGAAGUUUCCGAGCCGGUGACUCCAGCAGGGUCGGACCAGGACCAACCCGGCGAUCCCGCUGUGUCCGAGUUAACGGCAAUGAUACAAAAUUCUAUCAGUCAAGAGGAGGAGCACCAGCAACACACGAAUGGCACCGACAAGACAAUGUCGCAUCGUCCCCUAUCGUUGAGCAGGCCUGAGCCUAGUCAACCAGAUGAGCAUACAGCCCUCAUUGGAGACCGGCGGACAGAUCCUACAAAAUAUGGCCUUUAUCCGGAUAUCGAGCGGCAGUAUGGCGCCGACAAGGGUGGGAUCAUCCACAAAUGCAGAGCCUCUGCGAGAAGAGUUCGGUCGUGUGUUUAUACACUCUCUCAUCCAAAAACGUGGAGUGCCCGUGCCAUAUACCGGGAAGCCAUUGUCCAUCCGGUCAGUCUCCUACCAGCGGUGUUCCUGGGUUUACUCUUGAACAUUCUCGAUGCUCUCUCCUACGGCAUGAUUUUGUUUCCCUUGGGGAACGAAAUAUUCGACGGCCUCGGCUCGGAUGGAAUUGCCAUGUUCUAUGUCAGCACCAUUGUGGCCCAGGUCGUGUAUUCCUCUGGCGGCUCAAUCUUCAGAGGUGGCAUUGGGUCCGAAAUGAUCGAGGUGGUCCCCUUUUUUCACAAGAUGGCCUUUACCAUACUCCAGAAGGUGGGGGACCAGAAUCCUAAAGCCGUCCUUGCCACCACUAUACUGUCCUUUGCUAUCAGCUCCGUCUUGACUGGAGUGGUGUUCUUCCUCAUGGGAGCUUGCAAGCUAGGAUCGUUGAUUGGAUUCUUCCCGCGCCAUAUUCUCAUUGGCUGCAUUGGGGGUGUCGGCUGGUUUCUUGUUGCUACUGGCAUCGAGGUCUCUGCUCGGUUACCUGGAAAUCUGGAGUACAAUCUUAACACCCUCAAGCAGCUGUUCCGAAGCGAUACAAUCGCCCUGUGGACCAUACCCUUGUUACUUGCCAUCACUUUGCUCAUUGUACAACGCUUUGUAAAAUCAAAUCUGUUGGUUGGCGGCUACUUCAUCUCGGUUGCGGCAAUUUUCUACUUUUUCAAGUCUGCUUUGGACAUUUCAAUGGACACCCUGCAUACGGGAGGCUGGGUCUUCGAUCCACCACCAGCCGGGAACCCCUGGUAUCAUUUCUAUACUUUGUACGACUUCAACGCGGUCCAUUGGGGAGCUCUUGCCGACACCAUCCCAGCCAUGUUUGCCCUGACAUUCUUCGGCGUCUUACAUGUACCAAUCAACGUACCCGCUUUGGGAAUAUCUACCGGCGAGGAUAAUUUGAACGUCGACCGGGAGUUGGUUGCACAUGGUGUGUCCAACUGCCUCAGUGGACUCUUUGGAAGUGUGCAGAACUACCUUGUAUAUACCAACAGUCUGCUGUUCAUGGAUAGUGGUGGUAAUGACCGUCUCGCAGGGCUCAUGCUGGCUGGCUGCACUGUCGGUAUUCUCUUGGCCGGCCCAGUUAUCAUCGGAUACAUUCCCAUUAUGGUGGUUGGUGCUUUGAUUUUCCUCCUAGGCAUAGAGCUACUGGAAGAAGCUCUGGUCGGAACAUGGGGCAAAGUCCACAAGCUUGAGUAUGCUACGAUCCUGAUCAUUGUCGUCACGAUGGGAGUGUGGGAUUUUGUUGUUGGGAUCCUGGUGGGCAUCUUGCUUGCUGCCUUGAGUUUUGUUGUACAGACGUCGCGAAGGACAGCUAUCAGAGCUACAUACUCCGGACAAGUUGCCAGAUCUCUCGUCCGACGACCCCCAGUUCAACUCAAGUUCUUGCGAGAGACAGGCAGACAGAUCUUUCUACUCAGACUGGCAGGAUAUUUGUUUUUUGGGACGAUUGUCGGUGUUGAGAACCAAAUUCGAGCGCUUUUGGAGGAAAAUGCCUUUAGAGACCGUCCUCUGAGGUUCCUCAUCUUGGACAUGGCCCAGAUCAACGGCAUUGAUUUCUCUGCCGCAGAGGCGUUCACCAGGAUCAAUCGCCUUCUGCAAAAGCGCGGAGUCGAGCUUAUCGUGAGCAGCCUCGACGUUGAUGGCGAGGUUGGACAAGCUCUCCGUAAUGUUGGUCUGUUUGCGGCAGAGUCCCAUGUUCAGAUCUUCCCAGAUCUAAAUGUGGCACUGGAGCACUGCGAGAACAAACUAUUGACCGCCCUAUAUCGUCAACAAGAGCAGCGACGCCCAAGGCGGAUAGGAGGGCAUCUCGAUAUGCCUCGAACCCGGCCUCAAGAGCUUUCGUCAUCGUACAAGGCAGAAUUCAUGGGCAGUUCCCCGAGACGCAAUCAUCUUCAUCAAGUUGCUCAGAGUACUCUGGACGAGGAGACGUCAACUUCGGCCAAGUGGCAAUCAUUCAAGCAACCUCUGCCUUUGAUGCUACAGAUUUUCGCGGACCUCUCCGAAAAGACGGAGGAUUUUUGGUAUCGCGCCAUGAAAUACUUUGAAAGGGUUGUUUACCCGAAAGGCUCGGUGUUAUUCAAGGUUGGAGAUCUCCCAGACGGCUUCUACUUGCUCGAAGAAGGCAUUCUGCGCUGUGAUUACGACUUGCCACAGGGUCGAUACUCGGAACUGAUCGUGUCUGGACGGCCAUGUGGAGAGCUACCGUUUUUCUCCCAAACAUCACGCACUGCCACGAUGAUUGCAGAGAAGGACUGCGUCACAUGGAAACUUGAUGCAAAACGAUGGCAUGAUAUGCAGACCCGGGAUCCAGAUGUGGCCCAAGAACUGCUCGUUAUCAGUCUCAAAUUGACCAAGGAAAGGAUGGAUGCUGUGACUUCGUACGUCUUGACGACAGCGGGUUGA
This is a messenger RNA of Fonsecaea monophora, 3189 nucleotides long. RefSeq lists its product as hypothetical. The record is from RefSeq and is a predicted model, not a curated record. The transcript has a single exon. Gene Ontology annotation, cellular component: membrane. The coding region runs from base 1 to 3189 and encodes 1062 amino acids. Lineage: Eukaryota; Fungi; Ascomycota; Eurotiomycetes; Chaetothyriales; Herpotrichiellaceae.